UUUCAAUUUAGUCCACAUUCCUCCUAAUUGAAUGGCUUGUCUUCUCCGCGUGGCUCUAAACCCUACAUUCGAAAGAUCAACGGUCGCUUCACAGAGACAAAAUCCAAAGACCAUUCUAAGUUUUCAUUGCAAAGUUUCGAGCUUUAAGACCAAAACGAUGUCCCAAUCUUUUGCUCCUCGCGAGAAACUCAUGAGAAAGUGUCGAGAGAAAAAAGAAGCAGAACGAGAAGCAGAACGAGAAGCAGAACGAGAAGCAGAAGAAGAAGAAAAAGCAGAAGAAGCAGAAGCAGAAGCAGACAAAGAAGAAGCAGAAGAAGAAUCAGAAGAAGAAGAAGAAGAAGAAGAAGAAGAAGCAGAAGCAGAAGAAGAAGCGCUUGGAGGAGAUAUAGAGGAUCUCUUUAGUGAAAAUGAAACUCAGAAAAUCAGAAUGGGUUUGCUUGAUUGGUACGAUGUGAAUAAGAGAGAUCUUCCAUGGAGGAACAGAAGAAGUGAAAGUGAAAAGGAGAGAAGAGCUUAUGAGGUUUGGGUAUCGGAGAUUAUGCUUCAGCAAACUAGGGUUCAGACUGUAAUGAAGUAUUAUAAACGUUGGAUGCAGAAAUGGCCAACCAUUUAUGACCUUGGUCAAGCUUCUCUUGAGGAGGUAAACGAAAUGUGGGCAGGUUUGGGAUACUAUCGGCGGGCACGUUUUCUUUUAGAGGGUGCAAAGAUGGUUGUUGCAGGGACGGAGGGUUUCCCUAAUCAAGCGUCUAGCUUGAUGAAAGUUAAAGGAAUAGGACAGUACACAGCCGGAGCAAUUGCCUCAAUUGCUUUCAAUGAGGCAGUACCUGUUGUUGAUGGAAAUGUGAUAAGAGUGCUUGCUAGAUUAAAAGCCAUCUCAGCUAAUCCAAAAGACCGACUUACGGCCAGGAAUUUCUGGAAACUAGCUGCUCAGCUAGUGGAUCCUUCACGCCCUGGAGAUUUCAACCAAUCUCUGAUGGAGCUUGGUGCUACACUAUGCACUGUAUCAAAGCCAAGUUGCUCUUCUUGUCCUGUUUCCAGCCAAUGUCGUGCAUUUUCACUUUCCGAGGAAAACAGAACGAUUUCCGUGACAGAUUAUCCUACAAAAGUAAUCAAGGCCAAGCCAAGGCACGACUUUUGUUGCGUUUGUGUUUUGGAGAUACAUAAUCUGGAGAGGAACCAAUCAGGAGGUAGAUUUGUUCUUGUAAAAAGACCCGAACAAGGUCUGCUUGCUGGUCUUUGGGAGUUCCCAUCUGUUAUAUUAAAUGAGGAAGCUGAUUCGGCAACAAGGAGGAACGCAAUAAACGUCUACCUUAAGGAAGCAUUUCGUUUUCAUGUAGAACUCAAGAAAGCAUGCACUAUAGUUUCAAGAGAAGAACUCGGAGAAUUCGUCCACAUAUUCACUCACAUUCGUCGAAAAGUUUAUGUGGAGCUAUUAGUUGUACAACUUACAGGCGGAACCGAAGAUCUGUUCAAAGGUCAGGCAAAGGACACUCUAACAUGGAAGUGUGUGAGCAGUGAUGUUCUUUCUACCUUGGGACUGACAUCAGCUGUUAGAAAGGUGUAUUCAAUGGUUGAAGCACACAAGCAAGGCUUAUCUGUUUCUCAUGUCUCAUCAAAUAGAACAGCCAUAUCGAGGAAACGAAAAUUCUCAUGAUCUCCUUCUCACACUUUUCUUCAUGUUGCUUAGCUUCUAUAGUUCUUGUCUAGCAUUGGGAAUCAAAUUUGGUGAUCUUGGUUUGAAAUUGAACAGCUUAGUUUCUACUGAGAAAAGUGACGGUGAUGUGUGAUCCCUCCAGAGUCCAGGGGUUGAUUAUGUAUUUUGGGCUAACAAAUAUUAAAAAAAUGGAUUGUUAAGGCCCAACUUAAGCCCAGAAAUAAAUUCAGUCAGUGGAUUCAUAUAAUCGCGUGGACUCUUUCUUCCAAAUGAUUUACAUAAAGAGUCAAAAGUCCUUGAACUUCACGUACGAAGACUUGUCA
Arabidopsis thaliana (thale cress) is the source of this 1977-nucleotide messenger RNA. Its product is annotated as HhH-GPD base excision DNA repair family protein. Gene Ontology annotation, molecular function: hydrolase activity; purine-specific mismatch base pair DNA N-glycosylase activity; catalytic activity. Lineage: Eukaryota; Viridiplantae; Streptophyta; Magnoliopsida; Brassicales; Brassicaceae. The coding region runs from base 32 to 1654 and encodes 540 amino acids. The record is from RefSeq and is marked reviewed. Gene Ontology annotation, biological process: base-excision repair; DNA repair; response to stress. The transcript has 7 exons. Gene Ontology annotation, cellular component: nucleus.